Molecule: messenger RNA, 1803 nt
Organism: Paramisgurnus dabryanus
Lineage: Eukaryota; Metazoa; Chordata; Actinopteri; Cypriniformes; Cobitidae
Biological process (GO): zinc ion transmembrane transport; detoxification of zinc ion; intracellular zinc ion homeostasis
Cellular component (GO): membrane; endoplasmic reticulum; Golgi apparatus
Molecular function (GO): zinc ion transmembrane transporter activity; calcium channel inhibitor activity
Source: RefSeq, a predicted model, not a curated record
CGUCUAUGUGAAUGGGACAGGAGAGAGUUAUCUCACAUGAUAGUGAUUAAAGAGAAGCUGUCUCCGGUGGUCUUGGGUUUCUUUAAACCUGCUGCACUCAUUUUGUGAACUUCAGAGCAGCAUCCCAUGCAACAGGAAUUCUGUACCACUUGGGACAUUCCGAUUGAAACAGGUGCGAUGACGAAAAUAUCUGCUUUUCUGAGGGGCUCUGCUCACAAAUGCACGCUGGUCUUGACUUUUUCCUUCAUGGUUUGUGAGAUUGUGGUCGGCCAAAUCUGCGGGUCCCUCCUCAUUGCGGUGGACAGCUUCCACACGCUCUAUGUUUUUAUAAAUAUGGUUCUAUGUGCGUCAAAGCAUCAUCCUACAAACUUAAUCGCUAACCCCCACCUUUCCUCCACCUGUUUGUCAGAACCACAUAAAUCCCAUUUGCCCAUCUCCACUACAACCCUUGGCUCAUCUGAGCCAGCAUCAGGGCCACUUGGAAAACCCAGGACUCUCCCUCAUGGGGAACCAUACAGCCGGAUGCGUCUUAAACCUUUUGGUAUUCUGGUCUCAGCUCUGCUGUUGGCAUCGCAGUGCAUCUCUGUUAGUUUGGAGAUUCUCACCCGCCUUGUGCAGCCAGAAUCCAUUCAGCAUCCACUCUUGUCCAUUGUGGUUGGGGCAACUAGUCUGUUAUUUAAUACACUAAUGUUGACCUGGAGAUGGAGAAGGAGAGAGAUGAAUGAAGCUGAUGAUGAGAGGAUACAACCAGACCUUCAUUCAACAUCAGAAAGCACAGAGACCGCUCUCCAGAAUGAUGCACUGAUGUUCUGCAAUCCUGAAGCACCCAGCGUUCUAGAUCCAGAUCAAAGCUCUCAUGACUGCUCUUCUACAUGCUCUGAAUUACAAAACCACAACAUUACCAAACCCCUUCCUGAGCUCGGUCAUGCUCAGAUCUCCAAAUCCAAUAUGUGUGAAAGUUCCCAGGAAGUUCUUCAGCCAACCGAACAACUUUCAGAGGAGCAUUCCUGCAUGCCUCCACAUGAACAGGGAGCUCACCAUACAUCCCAGCAUACUCCUGCAGGAUCCAGGUUCAGAAGACACCUCAUCAAUGUGAUCCAGAACCUUCUGGGUCCAGCCCUCAUUUUGGUUAAUGGUCUAGUUCUCCUGCUCAUCAAACCACACUGCCAUCGUCCUCAUUCAGACUGUCAUCCUCUGGUCUAUUUUGACACAAGCUUUUCCAUACUGGUUGUGCUUGUUUUGUUAGCUACUGCCCUUCCCAAGCUCCAUCGCUAUGGGCUGCUGGUGCUACAGGCAACCCCGCUGCACGUUUGCAUUAAUGAAGUGAGAGAUUCCCUUGCUGGUGUGCCAGGUGUACUGUCGGUACACGAGUUGCAUGUGUGGCAGCUUUCGGACACGUUUGUGGUGGCAUCUGUGCAUGUCCACUGCCCCAAAUGGCUGAAUGAAGCAGGGUGUUCAGAUCUUAUGCUCAAGAUCACAAGGGUGCUGAGCACUUUCGGUAUAAACCAUUGCACCGUGCAGCCUGAAUUUCUACUUUCAGACAUGAGUGAUGAUGAUGUAGUGAAUAGUGAUGAGGCUGGACCAAUAGUUGACUCAGGCUGCAGUUUGCGCUGUGGGCAGGAGUGUGCAGAGAAGCUUUGCUGCUCAUCUCGGGUAGAGAAAUCAUGCCAACACGACAGUGUCACCUCCUUCAAGAAGGACCUGAGGGUUGUCUGUCCACAGGAAGAGAGUUUCUGCUCUCCAGCUCCCUCUAGUGUUAGCAAUACUGGAGAUGAUGUGAUUAUUGAGAACACAUACCUGUGA